GCGAACUCACGCGCGCGGGUUCGGCGCCACCCUCCAAUCCAAAGGGCAAGGCAAAAGCUCGCCCCACCCCCAAGGCCCCAACCUGCCUAUACGGCCAGACCUGCUCGCCUGAUUCGCUCUCCCGCGAUUCCACCCCCACAAAUCCUCCGACCCAACCCAAUCCAGCGUCUCAAAAUUCACGCAACUUCGCGUCGCGUCGGCUCCAAAUUUGCCCCCUUCGAUCCAUAAAUCCCUUCCCCCACCCCCGAUUUUGCGCCGAAUUCGGUUAGCUUAUUACUCUCCGAGCUUAUCGCCAACCGUCUGUCCCGACCUCGAGAUCCGGCUCAUUUUUUCACCCUCUUACGUAUUCGGAUCGAGCCCGAGCUGCCAAUUCGAGGAGCUCCGAACGCGGGCCGCAUAAAGCGAAUCGAAUGAAUCAAGCUUGCGCGACGGGCAGUUGAUGCCACCCGGCGAUGGAUCGCCGCAUCCUCAGGACCUCGUCGUGCAACGGCAGCGGUAAGAACCCGUCCCCUUCCUCUCCCGCGGCGGUCUCACGGCCUGCGUCCUCCGGGGGCAUCGGCUCCAAGGACGACGCCGCUGCCGGCGAGCGCAAGGCGCUGCUGCCGCGGCAGCCUCCUGGCGGCAUGGCGCGGAAGGGCCGCAAGGGGUCCAACCGCCGCGUGCAGUGGAAAGAUAAGCAUGGCAGCAAGCUCACCGAUGUCAGGGAGUUCCAGCCUAGGAACCCAUCAAAUUUCAACUACUCUGCAAUGGGCUUUAGUCUUAUCUCCAAAGGUGAAGUGAGUAUACUUUGUGACUCAAGUGACUCAGAUGAUGAAUAUUUGGAUACAUGCAUAUGCUCAAUCAUGUAAAUACAUCUUGCACAGGUGGAUUCUAUCAUGUGUAUAAGGAGCUGUAUCUCAGUAUUACUGUCUUCGGCUUGGCCCUAACAGUACAGUGACAAUCAUGCAUGCAUGCAUAGUUCGUUCCAACAGACUCCGAACUGGUGAUAAUCAGCUGGCCUUAACUGGGAGUUACAUCAAAGACCUAGAAAAUGAUCACCGGAUUCAGUAGGUAGACAUGAUUAAAGAAGCCGAGAAAGAAUGCCUUUCUUUGGUUUAAUUUUGGAUACCAACAGCAUCCUGAGUUUUUGGCAGAGUAAUGAUUCAUGUGAUAAUGCAAAUGCUAUUAGAAUCGAACAUUACUAAUUCCUGUGCAUGAUUCAGAUCGAUUUUGUCAAAUAGGAUUUGAUGUAUUAACAUGGUAUGUUUCUUUUAAAAAGAAUCCUUGCUACCAUCAUUUGUUACUUACAGGAGCUAGUGCCCAGAUUUGUGCUGAACACUAUUAACAAACUGAUCUGUGCAAUUUCAUAUUUGCA
Molecule: messenger RNA, 1354 nt
Organism: Zea mays
Lineage: Eukaryota; Viridiplantae; Streptophyta; Magnoliopsida; Poales; Poaceae
Exons: 4
Coding region: 453-848 (131 amino acids)
Source: RefSeq, a predicted model, not a curated record